AUGGCGAAGAAAACUACUCUUAAGGAGUUCGAGUCUGUCUUCCCGAAGCUCGAGGAAGACCUUCUAGCUUGGGUAAAGCAGUAUAAUCUACCCCAACAACAGCAAGAAUGGUACAAGAAGAUGUUGGAAGUCAACACGGUUGGCGGAAAAUGUAACCGUGGAAUGUCAGUUCCUGACUCAGUGUCUAUUCUUCUCGGCAGGGAACUGUCUGAGCAAGAAUAUUUUCAAUCUGCUACUCUGGGUUGGAUGAUCGAGCUCCUCCAAGCUUUCUUCCUGGUAUCCGACGACAUCAUGGACGGUAGCAUCACUCGGCGAGGCAAGCCUUGUUGGUACCUUCACGAGGGCGUUGGCAACAUCGCAAUCAACGAUGCUUUCAUGCUUGAGGCAGCAAUUUACACGCUGCUCAAGAAGCACUUCAAGACUCACCCUGCCUAUGUCGACAUGAUUGAACUGUUCCACGAGACUUCGCUCCAGACCGAACUUGGUCAGCUGUGUGAUCUUCUAACGGCCCCAGAAGACGUAGUAAAUCUAGACAACUUUAGCUUGGAGAAGUACACGUUUAUUGUCAUCUUCAAGACCGCCUACUACAGUUUCUACCUUCCAGUAGCUCUGGCGUUACACCAGCUCAACAUCGCGACCCCUAAGAAUUUGAAGCAAGCCCACGACAUCCUUAUCCCCAUGGGCGAGUACUUCCAGGUCCAGGAUGACUACCUAGACAACUUCGGUCUUCCAGAACACAUCGGCAAGAUCGGUACCGACAUUCAGGACAACAAGUGCUCGUGGCUGGUCAACCAAGCACUGAAGAUAGCUACCCCUGAGCAGCGCAAGGUGCUCGAAGACCACUACGGAAAGAAGGACAAGGCUCAUGAAGCCGAGGUCAAGAAGCUUUACAACGAGCUCAAGCUCGAGCAACUUUAUCAGGAGUACGAGGAGAAGCGCGUUGGCGAGAUCAGAAAAAUGGUCGACCAGAUAGAUGAGAGCGAAGGCUUGAAGAAGGGCAUCUUCGAAGCGUUCCUUCAGAAGAUCUACAAGAGAAGCAAGUAA
This is a messenger RNA of Annulohypoxylon truncatum, 1044 nucleotides long. RefSeq names its product terpenoid synthase. Gene Ontology annotation, cellular component: cytoplasm. Gene Ontology annotation, molecular function: (2E,6E)-farnesyl diphosphate synthase activity; dimethylallyltranstransferase activity. The record is from RefSeq and is a predicted model, not a curated record. Gene Ontology annotation, biological process: trans, trans-farnesyl diphosphate biosynthetic process. The transcript is spliced from 2 exons. NCBI's taxonomy places the organism in Eukaryota, Fungi, Ascomycota, Sordariomycetes, Xylariales, Hypoxylaceae. The coding region runs from base 1 to 1044 and encodes 347 amino acids.